Messenger RNA from Danio rerio (zebrafish), 2998 nucleotides. The record is from RefSeq and is a predicted model, not a curated record. NCBI's taxonomy places the organism in Eukaryota, Metazoa, Chordata, Actinopteri, Cypriniformes, Danionidae.
CAGUUCAUUCUGCUGUGGCAACCCCUGAUGAAUAAUGGGACUAAAGGAAAAUUAAUAUAUAUGAAUAUUAAACAAAAGAAGAGAGGGGGAGCGGUGCAUGAAUCAAAAUAUGUGCAAUAUAUCACUAAACAAUAUUCUGUUGUAAAAAACAGUGCAAAAAUGUUGAAAGGUUGCAUACGUAUAAAUCAGUGGUUCUCAAACUUUUUUCAUCAAGUACCACCUCAGAAAAAAAUUGUCUCUCCAAGUACCACCAAAAUGAGUAGUAUUGAAAUACAGUAGCGUAGUAGGCCCAGUGAAGCAGCUACAACUCUGCACAUUAAAAAAAACGUGGCAGAUUAGCCUUAAAUAUAGGCUAUAUGUCAUAUAUGGCAUAUUAUAUACAUGUUUUUUAAUAAAUUUUAAAAUAUAUGUAGCAUGUACAUGACAUAUUUCAUUCCUCUGUGUACCACUAGAAGGAAGCCCGCGUACCACUAGUGGUACACAUACCACAGAUUGAGAACCACUGGUAUAAAUCAUACAGGCAGGGGCAGAUUUAACUUAUAAGCAAGGUAAGCGGCCACUUAGGGUCCCAGGAAAUCUGAGGGCCUCCAAAUAAAUACCUAGAAUUUUGUACAGUGAGGAUCCCCCGCCUUCAAUCAUGGAGCAGUCCAGCAGUCAGAUCAGUAAAGAUUUUGUUUUAAAAACGAAACUUUUCAUUUAUUAUUUUUAGUUGUGAAGUCAUCUUAAGUAAACAAUUCGCUUCAAAAGUUUUAAAAAGUGCUUUACAUGUUAUUAUUAUUAUUUAGCAUUAAGAUAAAAUGUAGAAAAUGAGAUCAAAUGAUAUAAGAAAAACAACAAUAAUAAUAAUAAAAAUUAUAGUACAAAGUGUGAAUUUUUGAACUAACGAGCUCCAUGGCUGGAAUGCUCAGGGCCCCAAAAUCACUAAAUCCACCCUUGCAGACAAUUUGCACUCAUUUGCAAUGAGUAAAAAAUAUAUCUUCGAAAUAUCUAUUUGGUUUCAUACUCUGACUUUUAUGAAAUGACACUCUUAUAUCAUUCUUAUAUCACGAUCCCAAAACUAUUGGGGGGACUACAUUUUCUGUAGUGCGGAAAUUACGUCAGUGCCUUGCGACACACAUGCGCGCGCGUACCUUAGAGGACGCCGAGCAAGGCAUGGAACACCUUGGUGCAUUUCUACUGCUGUGGACAGGAGUGUCGUGUUUACCUUUAACGGAAGGUUUCCCAAAGUGCACCGUGCUUCAGUUUGUGUGUGCGAACAGCAGAUGUGUAUCUCUGUCUUCGCGCUGUGAUGCUGUGAAUGACUGUGGAGAUGGCAGCGAUGAAAUCUCCUGCUGGAACUGCACUAAUGGCUCUUUCCACUGUGUGGCGUCAGAGAGCUGUGUUUCCUCCAGCAGUGUGUGUGAUGGCAGGCCGGACUGCGCUGAUGGAGCAGACGAACAGUUAGACACAUGCACAUCAUUUUCUCAAGCACAGCCAUGUGCACGUUCAGAGUUCACAUGCACUAAUGGACAAUGUGUGCCCAAUUCAUGGAGGUGUGACCACUCCAGUGACUGUAAAGAUGGCAGCGAUGAAGAAGACUGUGAUCACAAUGAAUGUGCGGUCAAUAACGGUGGCUGUUCACACACAUGUAUCGAUCUGCCUUUCGGCUUCAGAUGUGACUGUCCUAAAGGAAUGAGGCUGGUCCAGGACACACACUGUGAGGUUGUGGACCAGUGUCUUGACGCAGACGUGUGUGAUCAGAUUUGUGUCCAUUCCAAUGGCUCUGUUGUUUGUGACUGUCAGGAUGGAUAUCAGCUGACCGCCGGGACGGGACAGUGCAGGGCAACAGGUGGCCUUGCUCAUGUGGCGGUCAGCACUCAAGAGGGCAUUAAAAUGAUGGACCUCAGCGGCUCUGAGGAAAGAAACAUCACAGAUAAAAGACUCUCACCAGGACCUGUUUCUGCACUGAAUGCUCACAACACACUAUACUGGAGCAGUCCAGAGAAUGACAUCAUCUACAGGAUGUCCUUAGACUCCGGUGACCACAGACCAGCUGUGUGGUUGAAGGCUUCAAAAGGCAUUGUGGGAUUGGCAGUGGACUGGAUCCAUGAGAGUCUGUAUUGGAUCAGCACCAGUACUCGUGCUUUACACAUGGCCUCUCUGAAAAACACCAAGCAAAGGCUGCUUAUCUCUGGGCUCUCUAAACCUACUGCUGUUGCUGUCCAGCCACUGUUAGGGUAUGUGUUUUGGGCAGAAGGUGGGGAGUCUGCCAGAAUUGAGCGUGUCGGUUUGGACGGGGAAAGCAGAUUUGCAUUGGUAGUUUCAUUUGUACGUAACCCUGUCGCAAUCUCACUAGAUAUCCCUCGUGGGCUUCUGUACUGGGCCGACUCCGGUCUGCGCUCAAUAUCAAGGGUUUUAUUUGAUGGACAAUAUAGAAAGACGGUUGUAGAGUCCAAUGGAUACCUGGAUCAGCCAUUUGGACUGGCCAUAUUUGAGAGUCGAGUGUACUGGAGUGAUCAGUUGACCAACUCUAUUUGUAGUGCAGACAAGCACAAUGGCACCAUGCUCAGAGUGCCUCAGAGACUGGGUUCUGCUUCACCAGCUGGACUGGUCAUCCUUCACCCACUGUUACAGCCUGCAGCUGCACUAUCUUGCCUCUACAGUCUGACAGGCGCUGUGUCAUUAAUUUUCAUACUCGUGAUCCCCGAGAUUUUAUGAUGUGUAAGAUGAGAAGAUCAACGAGAGACAUUUGUGAACCGACAUGCCACAAGGGAACAUGAACUGAGUGACACUGCAGGGCUGCCUUGUUUUUUUCCUCCAGCAGGGUAAAUGAGGACACAGCAGUGAAGAUGAGACUGCCGCACCAUGAUUAUACUGUACCUCUGAUUUGCUCAAUGAUGUUACUUAUCUGGAACACACACUUUUAUCAAAACAUGUGCCCAGAACACAGUGUGAUUACUAAAUAAAAAAGUCCUUCCAAUUUUAACUACACAAGAUGACCUUAUAUAUAUGUUAUGCA